AUUCAUUCCCAUUAUCUUUACAGAGAGAGAGACAGGGGAGGAGAGAGUGAAUGGUGUCAGCUUCUAAGGUGAAUCAUACGCAAAAGCCAUCUUGGUAAAGGAUUAGGCCUUGUCCUUGGAGGGAUGGACCUUAAUGCUCUCAAUUGGAAGCAGCCCUAGCCUCUGUCCGGCCGAUCAUUCCGCUGGCAUCUCGCAUUCACGACCCCGUUUGACUGCCGCUCGGGGAAAAGACCUUUGAAACCUAAGAAACAUAGAUAGGCUCAACUCUCAACUACGGAACAAACACCGAAACUUUACGACAGCGAGGAGAGAGUGAGGGGGAGAGCGAGGUUUUAUUCUCAUUCUCAUAUGCUCUUAGCCCUCUACCACCCCCACCUUCAUUUAUCCUAACCCAGCUACCUCAAUCUCCAUUUUUCGAACACAGGUUGGAUUACUUAUCACAAUGUGAGAUAGAUUUUGUUAAAAUGUGCUGAAAGCGGAUUGGAUUGACUUGGACAGCUUAAGGCAUGGGGAGAGAACUGGUCUAGGAAGCCUAGAUAAUAUUGCAUUAUGUGAACAGGAUGCGCCAUCCCAUACGGUAAGCACUGGUGAGAGGGAAAGAAAGCUCCUGCCUUUUGCCAGCUCUAGACUCUCUUUCCCAUCGAAGAGAAAGACAAUGGCUAGGGAUUCUUGGCCGUACUUCGAUCCUGAGUAUGAGACGCUGAGUAUCAGAAUAAACCCUCCACAUAACUACUCGUCUUUCACGGUUUCUGUGGACAAUUCUAGUUGCAAAAACUGUACUCUUGUCAAGGUUGACAGCAUGAACAAGCCAGGGAUACUGCUGGAAGUGGUGCAAAUUCUUAGUGACCUUGAUCUCAUAAUUACCAAAGCUUACAUCUCCUCAGAUGGUGGUUGGUUUAUGGAUGUUUUCCAUGUCACUGAUCAACAUGGGCAUAAGAUUAGCGACAGAAGGACCAUUGAUUACAUAGAGAAGGCUUUAGGACCCAAAAGCUACACGUCAGACAUGUUGAAGUCUUUGCCUGGGAAGCGAGUGGGGGUGAACAAUAUAGGUGAUUAUACGGCCAUCGAGCUUAUUGGCAGGGACCGCCCUGGUCUCUUGUCGGAGAUUUUUGCUGUACUUUCUGAUCUCCACAUCAAUGUUGUUGCUGCCGAAGUUUGGACUCACAACAGGCGGAUAGCAUGCAUCCUUUAUGUUAAUGAUGAUUCUACUAUCCAUAAUAUGAAUGAUGCAUCUCGACUAUCUUCUCUCGAGGAGCAACUGAAAAACAUUCUUUGUGGGUGUGGAGAUGAUGAGACAGUGGCUCAUACGAGUUUUUCUGUGGGUUCUACCCAUGUUGAUAGACGACUCCAUCAAUUGUUGUUUGCUGAUAGGGAUUAUGAAGGUAAUUGUUUGGAAACUGAACCGGAUUAUUCUCCUUCAUUCAAACCAAAUAUCACAAUUGAUCGAUGCGAGGAAAAGAGGUACUUGGUGGUCAAUGUAAGGUCCAAAGAUAGACCGAAGCUCAUGUUUGACAUCGUAUGCACCCUUACAGAUAUGCAGUAUGUUGUUUUUCAUGCUACGAUCUCAUCAGAUGGCCCCUAUGCCUUGCAGGAAUAUUAUAUACGACGUAUGGACGGUUGCACUGUAGACGUUGAAGGAGAAAGAGAGAAGGCAGUCAAAUGCCUUGAAGCUGCAAUUCGGCGAAGAGUAAGUGAGGGUCUGAGCUUGGAGCUAUGCGCAAAGGAUCGAGUAGGGCUGCUUUCUGAUGUAACAAGAGUUCUUCGAGAAAAUGGGUUGUCAGUGAUGAGAGCUGGUAUUACAACUGUUGGGGAUCAAGCGAUACAUGUGUUCUACGUGAGUGAUGCUGCUGGGAAUCCUGUAGAUAUGAAGAAUAUUGAAGGAUUACGCCAAGAAAUUGGACACAAGAUGAUGCUUAAUGUGAAGAAAGUCCCGACAAAUACGAAAUCCCUUGAAUCGAGUGGAUGGGACAAGACGAGCUUUUUCUUUGGAAGUUUGUUGGAGAAGUUUCGUUCUUGAAAAUGACUGCCCUUUGCUGAGUAUGCAGAAUGCAUGCAUUAGCGGUUUCCCUUUCAAUCCUACGAAAUGCUGUCUUAAGGUUUGAACUUUUAUGCAAGGCAGCAAGUUUAUAUGGCAAAUCACUGCCAAAAAUUGAUAAUAAAUGAUACAUUGAAAUAAAUAAAGAUGUAGAUGAACUCCCACCCCAAACCCCAAGUUCUUGACUGUUUUCAAUUAAUUUGAAAUGUGACUAUUACAGUGAUAUUUGAGGGAUUGGAUAACGCAAAAUUGCCUGAA
This is a messenger RNA of Olea europaea var. sylvestris, 2293 nucleotides long. RefSeq names its product ACT domain-containing protein ACR3-like. The record is from RefSeq and is a predicted model, not a curated record. The transcript is spliced from 9 exons. NCBI's taxonomy places the organism in Eukaryota, Viridiplantae, Streptophyta, Magnoliopsida, Lamiales, Oleaceae. The coding region runs from base 656 to 2017 and encodes 453 amino acids.